Messenger RNA from Colletotrichum orchidophilum, 789 nucleotides. RefSeq lists its product as uncharacterized. The transcript has 3 exons. The coding region runs from base 1 to 789 and encodes 262 amino acids. NCBI's taxonomy places the organism in Eukaryota, Fungi, Ascomycota, Sordariomycetes, Glomerellales, Glomerellaceae. The record is from RefSeq and is a predicted model, not a curated record.
AUGGCGACCUCCAAGAUUGUGUCACCAGACAAGCUGUCUUCUGAUGAGUUUGAACGUCUGCUUGCGCGUUACGAGCCCCUCAUCAAAUCCAUUUCGGCCACCAAAGGUGCCAAGCCUGCUCAAAAGAUCCUGCAAGAAUUGGAUCACUUCCGAUUUGUCGAGGCGCCGGCACUGUUUUCGCAAGAUGGACCGAAGCGCGAAAUGAACCAUGACGACGUAAAAAUCCUCGUCGAAUGGAAGCUCCGCCACGGGAAAUUUCGUCCGACGCUGAUGAAAUUCGUGUCAUCUAACGAUUCUUCGACUGUUGCAGAGACCAUCCAGGAAUCCAUUGAGAGCUACCGAAGUACAUCGAAUCUUUCAGCUGCUUUAGGCAUCCUGGCCAAGUUGAAGGGCAUUGGCCCCGCGACUGCUUCGCUUCUCCUUGCGGUACACUUUUCUGAGAGGGUCAUGUUCUUCUCCGAUGAAGGGUAUUACUGGUUGUGCAACAAAGGCCAAAAAGCAUCACUCAAAUACAACAUGAAGGAGUAUGAGUCCCUCAACAUCGAAGUAGGAAAGCUCAUGAGAAGACUCGACGUUUCCGCCCUAGACGUAGAGAAAGUAGCCUACGUCCUUCUCAAGCAGGAGGGCUCUGAGCCAAAGCCAGCGCCUGAUGGCCCCCUGUCAGACAUCGCAGAGAAGGGCGUUGCAAAGACAGAGUCAGCAGCGCCGACGAAAAGAAAGAAGAGCUCUGAAGAGAUAGUUGAGGCCGAGAUCCCAGUCAGGCGAUCGCAACGCAAGAAGACGGCGUAA